GAUUCAUCCCCCUGAAUUCUUCAAGAAAAAAUACGCUGUGGAUGAAGUCCACUAUGUGAACAAGAUAUCCAGUGUCUUGGCUUCGAAGAAACCUGCUGUGCUCCUUACUUUGCGCGGUGUCAAUACUGAUAGUGGAAAUGUCUCCAAAGAAGCUUCGUUUGAGGGAAUCAGCCAAUUUAAUGUGAACAACAAAAUCCUUCAUCCUGAAAUUGCAGAAUGUCGUGUGAUUAAGACAGACAUGGAGUUGGAAGUUCUGCGUUACACCAAUAAAAUCUCCAGUGAAGCUCAUAAAGAGGUAAUGAAGGCAGUGAAAGUGGGCAUGAAAGAAUACGAGAUGGAGAGCCUGUUCCAGCACUACUGCUACACUCGAGGUGGCAUGCGCCACACUUCGUACACUUGCAUUUGUGGCAGUGGGGAGAACUCAUCUGUUUUGCACUACGGCCAUGCUGGAGCCCCAAAUGACAAGACUAUUGAAGACGGAGACUUGUGCCUGUUCGAUAUGGGAGGAGAGUAUUACUGCUACGGCUCCGACAUCACCUGCACCUUCCCUGCAAAUGGAAAGUUUACUCCUGACCAGAGGGCUAUCUAUGAAGCAGUGCUGAAGUCAUCGCGGGCUGUAAUGAAAGCAGUCAAGCCAG
Phaethon lepturus (White-tailed tropicbird) is the source of this 638-nucleotide messenger RNA. Its product is annotated as xaa-Pro dipeptidase-like. The annotation marks the transcript as partial. Lineage: Eukaryota; Metazoa; Chordata; Aves; Phaethontiformes; Phaethontidae. Gene Ontology annotation, molecular function: peptidase activity. The record is from RefSeq and is a predicted model, not a curated record. The transcript has 9 exons.